Molecule: messenger RNA, 1207 nt
Organism: Rubroshorea leprosula
Lineage: Eukaryota; Viridiplantae; Streptophyta; Magnoliopsida; Malvales; Dipterocarpaceae
Source: the annotation of a GenBank genome assembly
ACGCUAACCCUAGAUGAAGCUCUACAAAAUAAUUCUUGGAUGUUCAUCCAUGGCCGAUCAACAACUCUGCUAUUUUCCAAUAUCCUCCUUCCUCAUGUGGUAUUUUUCGUUCUCUUCCUCGAUUCAUCAAAAUGAUUGAGUCUUUUUCUCUAAGAGCGAAAUGUUUUUUCUGCGACCGUAACACUAGAUGAAGAAGUUCUACUCCGAUCAACAACUGUGCUAUUUUCCGAUAUCCUCCUUCCUCUUUCUGUCUAACCCUAGAUGAAGAAAUUCUGCUUCGAUCAACAACUGUGCUAUCUUCCGAUAUCCUCCUUUCUCAUGAGCAUCGAAGUCGCUGUUCUCAAUUUCCUCAAGAUCUUGAACUCUCCCGAUCCAGAAAUCUCGCACCUACUUUUGCGUGGAAGGUUUGGAAAUGUGCUGGCAAAAGCUAAUCUUAGAGAAACAAGUCAUGCGUAUGAAACUCUUUUACAGGUUUCUUUGUGAGUCACCGAAUGACUUUUCAUUUCAAUUGAAGGUCAAUAGGAUGAUACUAGGUUGCUUUUCCCAUUUUAUAUACUAAUUUUAUUAAUGGAGAUUUGACAAGAUAUUUCCAUUUCAUGCUAUGGCUCUUAAUCUCAUUUUAUUGCAUAAAACACUUAAAACUUGGCAGCACAGGUGUUACGUUGCUUCAGUAUAGUCUUUACAGUCUUGGGAUCAUGACAUCUAACAGAGGACUUGUAGCUCGGUGUCUGCUGUUGCAGGCAUUAUAAUAAUUGCCUUUACUAUUUUUCUUUAUUACAUUGCAUGUAGUGCUCAUUCUGUGGCACUGGUCUACUGACGCAUGGUGUUACAAAUUUUAAAAUACUAAAAACAUUAAUUUUAAUUGGGUUUCUUAUGUGUAUCAGUUUUCAAUUAGGGUGGCCUGCUGCAUUAUUAUAGUUCCAAGUUACCACUGGCAUGGACUGGUUAUCCUAUUCCUGUACACCUACAUGUUUGGCGGCAGUGUAAUAUGUCUAGAGGCUAAUAAAUUAUAAAUAUGUUACUUGCUUCAAGUCAUGCUGAGAUGGCCAUUUUCCUCCAUUUUAGGUCCUUUAGGAUGCAACUAGACAAUGCUGCAUUAAUUAUCUGUACCUUUUAUUUAGCUUGCAACGUCAUGUGGUUGGGAUUACAAGGUGAUGAUCUAUAGCCGACACCUGAACAGGCAUUUGCUUCAUUAAAGACAUGGGAC